Molecule: messenger RNA, 2834 nt
Organism: Cucurbitaria berberidis CBS 394.84
Lineage: Eukaryota; Fungi; Ascomycota; Dothideomycetes; Pleosporales; Cucurbitariaceae
Exons: 3
Coding region: 65-2461 (798 amino acids)
Biological process (GO): aromatic amino acid catabolic process; positive regulation of transcription by RNA polymerase II
Cellular component (GO): nucleus
Molecular function (GO): DNA-binding transcription factor activity, RNA polymerase II-specific; zinc ion binding
Source: RefSeq, a predicted model, not a curated record
CCCGACGACCGCUUGAACAAAUUCUUUCCUGCGCCAUCCGGGUAUCACCUUACACCGGUACAAAAUGUCCACAACUGAGGAGACCAAUGCCAGCAAGAAGCGGACCCAUCCGGAAGACUUCAAGCGCGCGUACAAGGCAUGCAUCAACUGCCGGCAGCGGAAAGCAAAAUGCAUCCUGGGCACUGGACCGGAUGGUGGUGAGCUAAAGCCGCCUUGUCAAAGAUGCAAGCGAGAGAUGCGAGAAUGUGUCUUUCCUUCGGAACGGUCCUGGGUGAAGAGGCGGAAACCCGGGGAGACGAGGGACCUUGAGGACGAGGAAGAUGACCCAAUUCAAUCGAAUCCUGCGCCAAUUGUUCAACCAUCGCCUGGCCAUAGAUCAUCUGUUUCGGCGCAUGGUACAACACCGGGGUUUUCCCCACGUAUCAACGGCAGCCAUCGUUCUGACAUCCUAUCACCACCAGGCCAUCUACGCCGCAUAUCGACGUCGCAGCCAGACCUCGCCCAUUCCGUGAUGAGGACUGUCGUCUCCAGCGGCAGCGAUGCGUUGAACUUGCUUUUCGAAGCUGCUCAUCAUCGUGAUGCCAUGGAUAGCCAGGAGCAGUCAGGGUCUCAGGCAUAUGAGACGCCAAGAUCAGGGCCAUCUGGUUAUGAAGGCGUGCCUUCAUCGCCGUUCCACACCUUCAGGGCACAGCCAGUGCAGAUGUCUACGCCAUCGCCAGAGACUCUCAAAGUAUGGACCUCGUGCCGAUUCGUUCAGAUGGGAUGGUUUUCUGCACAUGAGGCAGUCACCUACGUUGACCUAUUCUUCAAGAAUUGUUCGCCUUUGUCACCAAUUCUGGGAGAGUUCUACUCUCAUCAUGAAAAUCACUACACUCUAAUUGCCCUGGAUCCGUUUCUCUGCACUACUAUACUCAUGAUCUCGUCGCGAUACAAUAUCCUCCCUGGUGUAGGCGGCGCAUCGCGCGGGUACUUCGUGCACGAUAGACUCUGGGAACAGUGCCAACGUUUCAUUAUGAAGAUCAUGCUCGGUCAGGUCAAGCCUUCCAAAGCACAGAGCAGGACGAUUGGGUCAAUUGAAGCGCUUCUGCUGCUAUCCGAAUGGCAUCCUCGUGCGCUCCAUUUUCCUACGGCUGCUGACGGCUGGGAUUGUGAACUCAUGAUCGGCGCAAACAAUACUACAGAGGAAGGCUCGAAGCUUCUUGAAGGAGACGCGACCUCAAGUCGAUGGCUUGAGGACGUCAUCGAACCCGCGAAACGCUCAGAUCGCAUGUCCUGGAUGCUGAUGGGUUGUGCCCUUUCACUAGCGCAGGAGCUGGGUCUUUUCGAGGACAACGCGAGUGUUGAUAAGGACCAGGUAUCCUAUCCCAAGUUCACUACAGAGUUCGUGAUCUUACGACGAAUUCGAGCUCGGAAGCUACUGUACGUAUUGCUGGAGCAGCUGUCAUGGCGCUUAGGUUGCACCUCUAUGAUACCACAGAGCCUCAAUCAUGCCCUGAUGGAGAAGAUCCCCGUAGACUCAGCAACGGGUGCAGUCGAACAGUGGCAGUCAUUCAUGAGCGCGUGGGUGGAGCUUACGAAGCUUGCGCGAUCCGUGUCAGACACCAUCUACCCAUCUACGGCGACGACGCGAAGCUUGCUUCGUACUGGACGCUAUAUUGGACUACUCGAGCACUUCCAGCCGCUAUUGACUUCUUGGAGAAAGAAGUAUCUAGAUCCUUGCAAACUCAAGGUCGGACUGCACGACAUGUUACACAUAGAGUAUCAGUAUGUUCGCAUAUAUACAAACUCGUUGGGUAUGCAGGCUGUUGUCGAACGCACGCUUGCCGAGACCGACCCUGAUGUACCUCAAGAAGACAACCUUCCUUUCAAUCUUGAGCCACGGGACUAUGACUUCAUUCAGGAAGUUGUGGAUGGAAGUUGUCAGAUACUACAAAAAGUCUGCCAGCUCUCAGAGACAGGAGCUCUUCGCUAUUCACCAGUCAGGAUAUUCUUGCGCAUCACGACUUCGUCGAUCUACCUUAUCAAGGGUCUGAGUCUAGGAUCGCGUAAUCAAAAGCUGCAGUCAUCGCUCGAUAUUUUAGAUGCAGCUAUCCGUGCUCUGCGAGCAAGCACUCUGGAUGACAUGCACCUAGCUUCGCGGUACGCCACUUUACUCGACUUGCACGUUACGCGUCUCCGAGAGAGCUUCGUAGUGUCAUCGCGGCCUCCACGGCUCCCAUCGCGCGCUACAUCUGCAGACCUCAAAAGCGCGACCACAGGCAUGGAUUUCCUGAACAACCACAAUGCAGGCCAGUCGAGCCUUUCAUCUCUCGCAGAGAAUGUGACUGGUCUCAUGCCAGAUGAUGACUGGCUUGCGCUACCUUUUGAUCCGGCGAUGGCGCCGUUUGGGCUCGACCAUCAGCAAAGUUUCCAGGGCUUCGAUGAUGGGACGCUGGACUUCAUAUGGAAUUUACCCAUGUAAGGUGUAUGAUUAAUAAAUCGAUGAUCGAUGUUAGAUGAGAUUGUGAGGAUGCACAUGAUACGACAGGACUAGUAUAAUAUAGAACAAGGAGAUGAAGUGAUUUGAGAACGCCAGGAAAUGCUACCGCUAACUAUAUUCUCAUGUCAAAUUACCCCUCAAUUCCUGCUCGCGCUCAAUAGCUUCGAAUAGUGACUUGAAAUUGCCCGCACCAAAGCCAUCGAAGUUAUUCCGCUGGAUGAUCUCAAUGAACACUGUUGGCCGAUCCAUCAAAUGCUUCGUGAAGAGCUGUAGCAAGUAGCCACCCUCAUCAAAAUCAAUGAGAAUGUCCAGACCCUUCAGUACCUCAAAGUCUUCGUUUAGCGACAACCCCGCC